AUGACUAUGCUUCUUGAUAGCGGUCCGCAGUUUGCAUCGCUAGGAGUGGGGGGCUUCGGGACACCGCGGCACCACGACAUCGGGAACAGAGACCCGGGUCUGGGGCUCAAUCCCUUCUCCGACUCCCCCCACUCCGCGGCUUUCAAAAUCAGCCCCGUUGGUCACGAUAUCGCCUCCAGCCAGACGUCAGCGUUCACCCCGCAAGCCACUGGAUAUGCAGCUGCCCUGGGACACGCGCACGGCGGGCAGGUGGGCUCGUACGGCGGAGGAGCGUUCAACUCGACGCGGGACUUUCUCUUCCGGAACCGGGGUGUCGGAGAGUCCACCGCACCGAGCGCCCAGCAUGGGAUCUUUGCAGCUUCGGCGGGGAGCCUCCACGGGCCGCCCGGGAUCACCGACAACCCCGGACAUCUGUUGUUUCCGGGACUCCACGACCAGGGGGUGAGCCACUCUUCACCGGGUGGACACGUAGUUAACAGCCAAAUGCAUCUUGGCUUACGCGGGGACAUUUUCGGGAGACCAGAUCCAUAUCGUCCGGUGGCGAGCCCUCGGACGGACCCCUACGGGACCCAGCUCCACAACUACAGCCACCCCAUCAACAUGAACAUGGGGAUGAAUGUGCCGACACACCACGGUCCGGGGGCCUUCUUUAGAUACAUGAGGCAACCGAUCAAGCAAGAAUUAUCCUGCAAAUGGAUAGACGAGAACCAGAUGAACAGACCCAAAAAGACUUGCGACAGGACGUUCAGCACCAUGCACGAGAUGGUCACGCAUGUGUCCAUGGAGCACGUCGGCGGGCCCGAGCAGAGCAACCACAUCUGCUUUUGGGAGGACUGCCCGAGAGAAGGGAAAUCUUUUAAGGCCAAGUACAAACUCGUCAACCACAUCCGCGUGCACACGGGCGAGAAACCGUUCCCGUGCCCGUUCCCCGGAUGUGGGAAGAUAUUCGCCAGAUCGGAGAAUUUGAAAAUCCACAAAAGAACGCACACAGGUGAGAAGCCGUUUAAGUGUGAAUUUGAUGGCUGUGACAGACGCUUCGCCAACAGCAGCGACAGGAAAAAGCACAUGCAUGUGCACACAUCAGACAAGCCAUACAUCUGCAAAGUGUGCGACAAGUCUUACACACACCCCAGCUCUCUCAGGAAACACAUGAAGGUAAUUAACGUACACGAGUCUCAAGGAUCAGAAUCGUCUCCAGCAGCCAGCUCUGGAUACGAGUCGUCCACACCGCCUGUGCUGGUCUCAGCCAGCACCGAAGAUCCGACAAAAACACCGCCGUUAGCCGUACAAAACUCAUCCGGCCACAGCGAAGGACUGGCACCCAACUUUAAUGAAUGGUACGUUUGA
This is a messenger RNA of Anoplopoma fimbria (sablefish), 1347 nucleotides long. It is a transcript of the gene zic3, whose product is annotated as zic family member 3 heterotaxy 1 (odd-paired homolog, Drosophila). Lineage: Eukaryota; Metazoa; Chordata; Actinopteri; Perciformes; Anoplopomatidae. The coding region runs from base 1 to 1347 and encodes 448 amino acids. Gene Ontology annotation, molecular function: RNA polymerase II cis-regulatory region sequence-specific DNA binding; DNA-binding transcription factor activity, RNA polymerase II-specific. The transcript is spliced from 3 exons. Gene Ontology annotation, biological process: regulation of transcription by RNA polymerase II; central nervous system development. Gene Ontology annotation, cellular component: nucleus. The record is from RefSeq and is a predicted model, not a curated record.